Rubroshorea leprosula is the source of this 1187-nucleotide messenger RNA. Lineage: Eukaryota; Viridiplantae; Streptophyta; Magnoliopsida; Malvales; Dipterocarpaceae. The record is from the annotation of a GenBank genome assembly.
AUUCGCUUUUUCCCCGGCCGGUGAACCAAACGCGGUGCUAUGUACGUGGCGGAGACCCCAAACAGCCUAAUAAACAUGAUAAGCUCCCGGGCCGUGGCGACCUUCUCAGUUUCUCCUCUUUCUUUCACUUUUGUAGAGUGCCGUACAUCUGAUGGAAGAGCUGUAUGGCGUCCAGUACUCCUACUCCGAGCAGAACCAGCCGGAGAACAUUGUGGCUUCACCCUCAUAUCCCACUUUCCCGACUCCAGCACCGGGGUUUCCGGAGUCUACUGAGGGGGCAUCCAGUGCAACAACAAUUAGGGAUAGGAUUGCUGCUCACCCUCUUUACCCUAAACUCCUCCAAGCCUAUAUUGAUUGUCAAAAGGUGGGGGCUCCGCCAGAGGUAGCUAAGAUGCUGGAUGAAAUCAGGGGAGAUAGCGAUGUUUGUAAAAGAACCGCUGCCGUUGUUCCUCCUAGCUUCAGUGUCGAUCCUGAGCUCGAUCACUUCAUGGAAACUUACUGUGAUAUAUUGCGGAAGUUCAAAUCGGAUCUAUCCAGGCCAUUUGAUGAAGCUACGGUGUUUCUGGACGAUAUGAGGACGCAGCUGAGCCGCCUCUGUGACGGCGGCGCUUCGGGAACCUGCCCCUCCGGUGAUGCUGCUGGGUCCUCUGAAGAUUUAAGUAGGGAUGAGAUGGAAGGCCAGGAAGGUGGUCAGAGCAGCGAAGACCGCGAGCUGAAAGAGAUACUCCUGCAGAAAUACAGCGGUUAUAUUUCUACUUUGAAGAAUGAAUUUUCAAAAAACAAGAAGAAUGGGAAGUUACCGAAGGAGUCCAGACAAAUAUUGCUCGAUUGGUGGAAUAUUCACUAUAAAUGGCCUUAUCCAUCGGAAUCGGAUAAGGCCGUCCUGGCAGUGUCAACAGGACUAGAUCCAAAACAGAUCAAUAACUGGUUUAUAAACCAAAGGAAACGGCAUUGGAAGCCAUCGGAUGACAUGCAAAUUGCUGUUAUGGACAGUUUAUAUGGACCAUUUUUUAACGAAUAAUGGGUAGGAUUGAUGCAUGGGACUACUUGUUUCUCCUGUUAAUUUGUAUAUAAAUCUCGAAACCAGAAACCUAAACGCCAAUUCUUAGGUUGGCCACCCUGGAUUGUUCAUCUUGUUCUCAAUGAUUGCAACAUUUCUUCCAAUUCAAUAACAAAUUUAUUAUUUA